Molecule: messenger RNA, 923 nt
Organism: Agrilus planipennis (emerald ash borer)
Lineage: Eukaryota; Metazoa; Arthropoda; Insecta; Coleoptera; Buprestidae
Exons: 4
Coding region: 46-720 (224 amino acids)
Source: RefSeq, a predicted model, not a curated record
UGGAAGGGUUGGUGCCUCUAUAUUUCGGUGCGCACAUUAAAAAUUAUGUCACUUUCCUACGUAAAUGAUAAUAAUAUGGGUGAAAACGAGGAUACCAAUAGUGAUACAAGUGAAGGAAAAUUUCUGACAAAAGUUUUUGCAGGGGCAUUUCUACUGACUCCCUCUUACGAGUUAACUCUGGACAAGGCAGCCACGAUUUGCGACAAGCUCAACUUCCGGGGAAGUUUCAGCCUGACAAAAACAGCAACCGGCAUUCUUUUUAAGUUCUCAGAACCCGAAGAUUACCAACAAGUCUUUCGGAAGGGCUUUCACAAGGUGACUGGUGGUCGGUUGUAUAGAAAAGUGGCGAUUCCCUGUAGACCUCAGAAAACGUUUUCAUUGCUGGUAAUGGAAGUUCCGUCGGAUUUGCCCGAAGACGACAUCCGUGCCAGUCUCUAUAGAUAUGGCUCUGUAGUGGAAGUAACAAGGGUUCCUCAUAAAAUGGACCAGCCUGGAGUCCCCCACCCCGUUCGCAUAACAUUGGCUUCAGUAGAAGAAUACAGUAAUUUGCUGCAGCAAGGUCUAGAUUUUUAUGGAGCCACAUACUUCCCAACUGAGCCAAUUAAAAAAGAAGAAAUUAGAACGAACAAUAAACAGUUGAUGCCAGUUUUCGACUCGUUUGGAUUCAGCCGUUUACCUGCUCCACCAAGCCGUACUCUCAAACCGAAUAAGGCCAACUAACCGAACACAUUCCUCGUAUUGUUAUGACACUUGUUCAGUAUAUUUCUGCAGGUACUGUAUAACAAGUGCGCAUGCUUUGUUGAAAUAAUUUAUGGAUGUGUUUAUUUUUACAAAUCUAUUUGCGCUGUUAUUCUUUUGUAGUGUAUAAUCAUAUUUUAAAACAAGUGUCUUAUUGCAUGUUACAAAUUUUACUUCUGUUACUU